Molecule: messenger RNA, 381 nt
Organism: Blumeria graminis f. sp. triticale
Lineage: Eukaryota; Fungi; Ascomycota; Leotiomycetes; Helotiales; Erysiphaceae
Source: the annotation of a GenBank genome assembly
AUGGCCGACGCUGACGCCGACACACUCGAGCGCCUCAAGGCAAGCCUCUGGCACAAAGUAGGCAGCCUCGUGAGCGCCGAGACUCUCGAACUUAGCCGCAAGCACGACAUGCCAAUCAGCGCCACCCCCCAAUUUAUCGGUGCCCUGACGGAGAUGGUUUGGGCACAGGUCGAGAGCGUGUCAGCCGAUGUAGAGGCAUUUGCCCGACACGCUGGGCGAAGUGUGGUGGGAACGGAGGACGUGCUCUUGAUGGCUCGGAGGAAUGAAGCAUUGGAGGGACUGCUACGGCGAUGGAUAGAAGAAGAGGCCGAGCGAGAGCAAGAUAAACCGGGAGCAAAGUCGGGCGUCAAACGAAAGGGAAAAGCUACCAAGCGCAAGUAA